AUGCGCGCAAAAGAGCGUAUAGACGUGCUAGAAGGCGCGCAGAGAUGGUUGGAGGCACGCUCUACAGAGGAGUCUGGAGGUUGGCUCGUGGACUGCUGUGGUGAGUCCAGAUCCCAAAUGCAGGGCCAGCGCACUCAUCUUGAUCUGAUCACGGGCUACCAAUGGGUCUGGCAGGAUCGGCAGCGAGAGCAGGUACAGAAGCAAAGAGCUGACUUCAAUUCCAAGCUGCGACCUUUGGCUGGCUUGGUUGGACGAGGUCUGAUGAGGAGCAACCAAGGCAGUGACGUGGACCUGGAGGCUGUUUUGCAGACCCACAACCUGGUCAUGGCCAACACCUGGUCUAGCUCCACGGCGGCCCGGGCACACACGUUCCACAAUGGUGGCACUCGCAGUCAAUUGGAUUUUCUGGCGACGCGAAGGCUCACGGUCGAUGCCUUGGCCAAGAUGUCAGACCUGAGAAUGCUCAAUCAGGAGGUGCUUAAG
Symbiodinium necroappetens is the source of this 483-nucleotide messenger RNA. NCBI's taxonomy places the organism in Eukaryota, Dinophyceae, Suessiales, Symbiodiniaceae. The record is from the annotation of a GenBank genome assembly.